Messenger RNA from Durio zibethinus, 1116 nucleotides. Its product is annotated as peroxidase 64-like. Gene Ontology annotation, biological process: response to oxidative stress; hydrogen peroxide catabolic process. Lineage: Eukaryota; Viridiplantae; Streptophyta; Magnoliopsida; Malvales; Malvaceae. The record is from RefSeq and is a predicted model, not a curated record. Gene Ontology annotation, molecular function: peroxidase activity; heme binding.
UGUGAAUUCAAAUUGUUUCAACUAUGGCAGCCGUAGUUGCACUUGCUUUAGCCUUUCUCUUGUUUCCAAUUUCAUCUCCUGUUAGAGCACUAAGCUCAAACUACUAUGACCAAACGUGCCCUCACCUCGAGUCCAUUGUAACAAGAUCAGUCAAGAAAGCGAUGUCCAAUGACAAAACUGUUGCAGCUGCGCUACUUCGAAUGCACUUUCAUGAUUGCUUCAUCAGAGGCUGUGAUGCAUCUGUGUUGCUGAACUCAAAAGGAAAUAACAAGGCAGAGAAAGAUGGGCCUCCUAACAUUUCAUUGCGUGCAUUUUAUGUCAUUGACCAUGCAAAGAAAGCGUUGGAAUCUAAGUGCCCUGGCGUCGUUUCUUGUGCUGAUAUCUUGGCCCUGGCUGCAAGGGAUGCAGUUGCUCUGUCUGGCGGUCCCACUUGGGAGGUACCCAAAGGAAGAAAGGAUGGAAGAAUUUCCUUGGCAACUGAGACCAGACAGUUACCAUCUCCCACCUUUAAUAUAUCACAGCUACAACAGAACUUUGCUCAGAGAGGCCUCUCCAUUGAAGAUCUAGUUGCUCUGUCAGGCGGUCACACUUUGGGGUUCUCCCACUGCUCUUCUUUCCAGAACAGAAUUCACAAUUUCAAUGCCAGCCUUGACGUCGACCCAACCAUGAAUCCAUCCAUUGCCUCCAUGUUAAGGAGCGUGUGUCCGGCACACAACAAGGUGAAAAAUGCAGGCUCACCCCUGGAUUCUUCCAACUUAAUAUUUGAUAACGCAUACUACAAGCUGAUUCUUCAGGGGAAGAGUAUCUUUUCUUCAGAUCAAGCUUUACUCACCACCCCAAAAACCAAAGCAUUGGUUUCUAAAUUUGCAAGCUCCCAAAAGGCUUUUGAGGAGGCUUUUGUUAAGUCUAUGAUCAAGAUGAGUAGUCUCACAGGUGGAAAAGAGAUCAGGUUAGACUGCAGAGUGGUCAGGUGAUUCUGAAGCCAAUUUGGAGUAUCAAGUUUAAGUUUAAAGCCAGGCAUCAAGAAAAUUAUCUUGUCGAUUCUUUUUUCUUUUAGAGUUAUCAAAACAAUUAAAGUGAGAGAAGCAUAUGUUUGUGUCACGGUUCGUGCGCAAG